GGAUUGAGCUGACCACAGGCCACACCAGACUCCUCUCUGCUCCUGAGGAAGACAGGGCAGCCCGGCGCCACCCGCUCGGCCCUCACGAAGCUAACACAGAGGAUAGACAAGCUCCCUCGGGCCUUUGCAACAUCACUGCCAGGAAGGAAAGAGUCAAAAGAUGCUCCCUGGAGCCUGGCUGCUCUGGACCUCCCUCCUGCUCCUGGCCAGGCCUGCCCAGCCCUGUCCCAUGGGUUGUGACUGCUUCGUCCAGGAGGUGUUCUGCUCAGAUGAGGAGCUUGCCACCGUCCCACUGGACAUCCCGCCAUAUACGAAAAACAUCAUCUUUGUGGAGACCUCGUUCACCACAUUGGAAACCAGAGCUUUUGGCAGUAACCCCAACUUGACCAAGGUGGUCUUCCUCAACACUCAGCUCUGCCAGUUUAGGCCGGAUGCCUUCGGGGGGCUGCCCAGGCUGGAGGACCUGGAGGUCACAGGCAGUAGCUUCUUGAACCUCAGCACCAACAUCUUCUCCAACCUGACCUCGCUGGGCAAGCUCACCCUCAACUUCAACAUGCUGGAGGCUCUGCCCGAGGGUCUUUUCCAGCACCUGGCUGCCCUGGAGUCCCUCCACCUGCAGGGGAACCAGCUCCAGGCCCUGCCCAGGAGGCUCUUCCAGCCUCUGACCCAUCUGAAGACACUCAACCUGGCCCAGAACCUCCUGGCCCAGCUCCCGGAGGAGCUGUUCCACCCACUCACCAGCCUGCAGACCCUGAAGCUGAGCAACAACGCGCUCUCUGGUCUCCCCCAGGGUGUGUUUGGCAAACUGGGCAGCCUGCAGGAGCUCUUCCUGGACAGCAACAACAUCUCGGAGCUGCCCCCUCAGGUGUUCUCCCAGCUCUUCUGCCUAGAGAGGCUGUGGCUGCAACGCAACGCCAUCACGCACCUGCCGCUCUCCAUCUUUGCCUCCCUGGGUAAUCUGACCUUUCUGAGCUUGCAGUGGAACAUGCUUCGGGUCCUGCCUGCCGGCCUCUUUGCCCACACCCCGUGCCUGGUUGGCCUGUCUCUGACCCAUAACCAGCUGGAGACUGUCGCUGAGGGCACCUUUGCCCACCUGUCCAACCUGCGUUCCCUCAUGCUCUCAUACAAUGCCAUUACCCACCUCCCAGCUGGCAUCUUCAGAGACCUGGAGGAGUUGGUCAAACUCUACCUGGGCAGCAACAACCUUACGGCGCUGCACCCAGCCCUCUUCCAGAACCUGUCCAAGCUGGAGCUGCUCAGCCUCUCCAAGAACCAGCUGACCACACUUCCGGAGGGCAUCUUCGACACCAACUACAACCUGUUCAACCUGGCCCUGCACGGUAACCCCUGGCAGUGCGACUGCCACCUGGCCUACCUCUUCAACUGGCUGCAGCAGUACACCGAUCGGCUCCUGAACAUCCAGACCUACUGCGCUGGCCCUGCCUACCUCAAAGGCCAGGUGGUGCCCGCCUUGAAUGAGAAGCAGCUGGUGUGUCCCGUCACCCGGGACCACUUGGGCUUCCAGGUCACGUGGCCGGACGAAAGCAAGGCAGGGGGCAGCUGGGAUCUGGCUGUGCAGGAAAGGGCAGCCCGGAGCCAGUGCACCUACAGCAACCCCGAGGGCACCGUGGUGCUCGCCUGUGACCAGGCCCAGUGUCGCUGGCUGAACGUCCAGCUCUCUCCUCAGCAGGGCUCCCUGGGACUGCAGUACAAUGCUAGUCAGGAGUGGGACCUGAGGUCGAGCUGCGGUUCUCUGCGGCUCACCGUGUCUAUCGAGGCUCGGGCAGCAGGGCCCUAGUAGCAGCGCAUACAGGAGCUGGGGAAGGGGGCCUCUGGGGCCUGACCAGGCGACAGGUAGGGGCGGAGGGGAGCUGAGUCUCCGAAGCCUUGGCUUUUCACAUGCAAGGGACAGGGUUACAUCCCCAAGGUGAGGGGGUGGAGUCUGGUCUGCUCCACUAACCAGGGUCUCCUCCUCCUCUUCCUUCAUCGCUUCUCCUGGAGUGUGCGGCCUAACAAGGCCAUCCUUAUGCCUUGCAAAGCACCCUCAAAAGCUGCACCACAGCCUGGAGAAUAAAAUAUCCUCAGCCCUGAUGCCUCCCCAUUAUGUAACACCCAACCGCUCUCACCUACACCCUGAGGUCUAUUCACUGCAUCCCAGUGAUACAAAGUGGAGGCCACUGCCUUCUGACAUCUGGCUCAAAAGCCCAGUGUCUGUUUCCAUUUAUUUCCCUGGAAUUUCAUUUAAAAUUGGUAUAGAGAAAAAAAGGAUGUGACAGAAGCAGAGAUGACCAGAAAGCACAGGGGCAGGGUUCUGACUGGCGUGUGGGAGACCCUGUGGCCGGCACCCACCUCCACACGAGGACUAAGCUCUGAUUUUUUUAUCUUGCCCAAAUUCCUACCUAAGGGGUCUAGGGAGUCGCGCCUUACAAAUCAUAAAUUCUCAUCAGAUGGGUUUUAUUUGACCCUGUAUAUCAUGACUUAUUUUUAAUCUGACUAUGGCAUAACAUUACAAGACGAGGCAAAAAUAUUUAACCCCCAAAUAUAUUUCCUUGCCCUACCUUGAACUUGCCCUGCAGAGUCUCUUGUGAGGAGAAUCCACAUCCUAUAAAGAAGCCCCUUUCCCCUUUGUUUUCCUUCCUUUCUUUCCAGUCCAGGAGAUCAUCAACUAAGAGCCAGGCACCCCUUUUAAGUCGAUAAGAAACAGUUUACAACCUGCUCUCUCUCUCUCUGAAGUCUGCUGAGAGCUUCCCCUGCACAAUAAAACUUGGCCUCCACGAUCCUUUAUCUUAACCUGAACAUUCCUUUCCAUUGAUCCCAGGUCUUCAGCUAAGCUCAACCAAUUGUCAACCAGAAAAUGUUUAAAUUUACCUACAGCCUGGAAGCACCCACCCCCGCUGCUUCGAGUUGUCCUGCCUUUCUGAACUCAACCAAUGUAUUUCUUAAAUGUAUUUGAUUGAUGCCUCAUUCCUCCCUAAAAUGUAUAAAACCAAGCUGUACCUCGACCACCUUGGGCACAUGUUCCCAGGCCCUCCUGAGGUCUGUGUCACGGGCCAUGGCCACUCAUAUUUGGCUCAGAAUAAAUCUCUUCAAAUAUU
This is a messenger RNA of Homo sapiens (human), 3095 nucleotides long. RefSeq names its product carboxypeptidase N subunit 2 (gene CPN2). The transcript has 3 exons. The coding region runs from base 161 to 1798 and encodes 545 amino acids. NCBI's taxonomy places the organism in Eukaryota, Metazoa, Chordata, Mammalia, Primates, Hominidae. The record is from RefSeq and is a predicted model, not a curated record. Gene Ontology annotation, cellular component: extracellular region.